This is a messenger RNA of Ilex paraguariensis (yerba mate), 2615 nucleotides long. NCBI's taxonomy places the organism in Eukaryota, Viridiplantae, Streptophyta, Magnoliopsida, Aquifoliales, Aquifoliaceae. The record is from the annotation of a GenBank genome assembly.
CUCAAGAUUCAAAUCAAUGGAGGUUCAUGGUUGUAGCCUCUGUUGUGUUGGAGGUAAAAGAUAUCUGCAGUCCUUUAUUUGGGCAACAUCACUAUCUCGGGGUAUGGGAGAACUCCUGCUGAUAAAUGUUGUUGGCUUUUCAGUAUAUGGAUGAGGAGGUCGAACGCUGUUAUGAAGAGUUUUAUGAGGACGUGCAUACAGAAUUCCUGAAGUUUGGUGAAAUUGUAAAUUUCAAGGUAUGCAGAAAUGGUUCAUCCCAUUUGCGGGGGAAUGUCUAUGUUCACUAUAAAUCAUUGGAUUCAGCCGCGCUUGCUUAUCAGUCCAUAAAUGGUCGUUAUUUUGCUGGUAAACAGGUAACAUGUGAGUUUGUCAGUGUGACGAGAUGGAAGAUUGCCAUAUGUGGGGAGUAUAUGAAAUUGAGGUUUAAGGCAUGUUCUCGUGGAACUGCAUGCAAUUUUAUCCACUGUUUCCGCAACCCUGGUGGAGAUUAUGAAUGGGCUGAUUUGGAUAAACCGCCUCCAAGAUACUGGCUCAAAAGGAUGGCUGCUUUAUUUGGUCAUUCCAAUGAAUCUGGGUAUGAGAAACAGAUGGAGCGUGAAAGUUCGGAACAGCUGUGGAACACCCGAAAGAUAUUAACAACUGACACAGAAAGGCACCACUCUAGAAGAUCUCGAUCAAGGGAGAGGGAAUGUUUGAGUGGAAGUUCAAGAGAACACUAUGAAGAGCAUGAUCUUCAUAGGAGAGUGCAUCGACAAAGGCACAACAGUGAUGCUAGAAGACAAUCAAAAGUUCUUGAUGAAAAAAUUGGUACAGAGGAAACAAGUUCUAGAAAUUACCGGCAUAAGAACAGAACUCAUGAUAUUGAUUCUGAUUUAGAUUGGUCGAACAGGGAUAAAGAUAAAAACAGAAAACAUGAUAGGAAAAGGAAAAGUUCAAGACACCAGAUAAAUGUGUCGGAAUUGCGGGAUGACCGGGACAGAAAAAGUAAAGCUAGUGCAACUGAUUCUGAUGGAGAUAUGUCAGAUAGGGAGACGGGAAAGGAUAGAUACCAUGGUCGCACUAAGAAAAGCUCAGAACGCCGAAGGAAAGUGUCUGAAAUCCUGGAUGAUUUUGAUGACAGCAAGAACACAAUUCGUGGUACUGAUUACAGUGGAGAUAGAUUGAGUGAAGACAAAGAUAGAGGCAGGCUCAGAAGGCAAAGCUCGAGAUAUUGGAACCAAGUGUCUGUAUCUCCAGAUGAUUAUUGGGACAGCUGGAGCAGAGACCAUGAUAGUGAUUCCAGCGACGGUGGGUUAGAUGCGGACAGAGAUGAACACGAUCGUCACUCAAGGGAAUGCUUAAGGAACUCAAAUGAAAUUUCAGUAUUGUCAGAUGAUCAGGGGGGAUUAAAAAAGAUUUUCAACAAUAAAGUUCACCAGAGGGAGUCUGACCUGGCAAAAUUCAAACUUCAAAAAGUCCAAGAACAUAGCCACUCCAGCCGAAGGGAUUGUUUGGGUAGAGAGACUAGUGAAGCUGACUUUCCUGACGAGCGUCUGAAAUCAGGUGAGAAUCUUGAGAAUACCAACUCCAGUCGAUACGAUCGAAGAAUUAAAUCUCAUGAUCUUGAAUCAAGGUACGGCUCCAACAAGAAGGCUGACAAAAGGGGUCAUCAGGAAUCUGAGAAAGAGUUUCCUGAUAAGCACAAAAAAUCCAAGCGGAAAUUUAAAAAGGAUGAGAGGGUUUACUAUGACAGUCCAGAUCGAUUUGAAGGCAGAAGUAAAUCAUAUGAUUCUGAAUACUACCUUGAUGAUGGAACUGGUCGCUGGGAACCUGAUUAGUUUUUUCCUGAAAAGCACCAAAGACAGAGAACACAAAUCUGGUUGUGCUAAUGAUAAAUGAUAAGAGUGUGAAAAUUAAUGCUUAUGACAAGGAUUCAGACGAGUACUUGAGAGAUCGUAGCUGGUCAAACCGUGGAAACACACUUGAUAGAUUUGAGAUGGAUACUGCUGACAGUACGGAAAAUAUGGAGAGAAUGCCAAUGGUAUCGGGAAAAACUACAAAAGGCAUCACAAAAAGAGACGGUUCUUGAGGAUGCGUCCGUGGCAUUCAAAGACUUUUCUCCAGAAGGUUCCGACUGCAGGAUUAACUUGAAACUAACAUUCUGGGUUUCAAUACCGUGUUGAUGAACUGCUGCUGAAUGUUGGAGGUGACGAUGAGCUACUUACUUUCGUUGAUACUUGAGCUGGAGGAUGACUGAGAAUAUAGUUUUAUACGUAUCAGUUCACUGUAAAGUAUUUAGUUUCUUAGAAUUAAUCUUUGUUAAUUUAUUUUUCGCAUUGGUGAUGGGUUUUAUUUUUCUUCAUUUCAAACUGAUAUGAAAAACAUUGCAUCAUUAUGGUACUUGGGAAAGAGAAUGAAACUCGAACCCAGGUUCGGAACCUGGUAAAAGGUUUCUGUGGUAUUGGGCUAGGCCCGGUUCGAGUCGAUAAGAACAACUCCAAGGAAAGUUGUUGUCAAAAAUGGGGUGUCAAAUGUCAUUGUGUAACCUUAAACAGUAUUUUGACACCCCUGAACAGUGUUUCUGAUUAAAUGGUAGGUGUCAAAAUAGGGUGUCAUUUUAAUAUUUCAUUUUCAAG